Molecule: messenger RNA, 356 nt
Organism: Monopterus albus (swamp eel)
Lineage: Eukaryota; Metazoa; Chordata; Actinopteri; Synbranchiformes; Synbranchidae
Product: ATP-binding cassette sub-family G member 2-like
Exons: 4
Biological process (GO): transmembrane transport
Cellular component (GO): plasma membrane
Molecular function (GO): efflux transmembrane transporter activity; ABC-type transporter activity; riboflavin transmembrane transporter activity
Source: RefSeq, a predicted model, not a curated record
GAUGGCAAACCACGGUCGCACCAUCAUCCUGUCCAUCCACCAGCCUCGAUACAGCAUCUACCGCCUGUUUGACAGCCUCACCCUCCUGGUCACCGGCAAACAGGUUUAUCACGGACCAGCACAGAGUACACUGGAUUAUUUCUCUGACAUUGGAUACACCUGUGAGCCCCACAAUAACCCAGCUGACUUCUUCCUGGACAUCAUCAAUGGAGACUCGACCACCUUUGCCCUCAGCAGCAUAGAUAUUGAAGAUCCAGAUUCAGACACGCUGUCAAAGUCCAGACAGGGGAUCGAAAACAAACUGGUGGAGGAAUAUAGAAACUGCCACUACUAUAAACAGACCAAAGCAGAACUGG